Molecule: messenger RNA, 1085 nt
Organism: Propithecus coquereli (Coquerel's sifaka)
Lineage: Eukaryota; Metazoa; Chordata; Mammalia; Primates; Indriidae
Gene: TMEM234
Product: transmembrane protein 234
Exons: 5
Coding region: 19-441 (140 amino acids)
Source: RefSeq, a predicted model, not a curated record
GAAGGGAGCGGCGUUGCCAUGGCGGCGUCUCUUGGGCAGGUGCUGGCUCUGGUGCUGGUGGCCGCUCUGUGGGGUGGCACGCAGCCGCUGCUGAAGCGGGCCUCCGCCGGCCUGCAGCGCGUUCAUGAGCCAACCUGGGCCCGGCAGUUGCUGCAGGAAAUGAAGACCCUCUUCUUGAAUACUGAGUACCUGAUGCCCUUUCUCCUCAACCAGUGUGGCUCCCUUCUCUACUACCUCACCUUGGCAUCAACAGAUCUGACCUUAGCUGUGCCCAUCUGUAACUCUCUGGCCAUUGUCUUCACGCUGAUUGUUGGGAAGGUCCUUGGAGAAGAUAUUGGUGGAAAACGAGCAGUCGCUGGCAUGGUGCUCACCGUAACAGGAAUUACACUCUGCAUCACAAGCUCAGUGAGCAAGACCCAGGGGCAACCGUCUACCCUUUGAGUAGACCGACCCCUGCCUCCAGCUCUGCCAUCUCCAGGAAGCCCCUGGGCCGUGGGUGCAGGCAGUGAGCAGAUGGACCUAGCACUUCCCUCUCUGAGCCUCAGCGUCCUCAUCUCUUAUGGGGAUAAUAGCUACCUCAUGGAUCACAAUAAGAGAAUAAGAGUGAAAAGUUUUUGUAACCUUCAAGUGGUGUUCAGCUGCUGGGAUUGAACACAGGAGACUUUACGCUCACCCUCAGCAACCUUCACGCCCAGCAGCUCUCUUCCUGUUGUCGUCUCAGGCACCAGCCCAGCCACCAUGACUAUGGCCUGAUCUGGACUAUGAGGGUGGCGGGUUCAAUGGGCUGCAUGGAAGGGCCAGCUGCAGGCUCUGAGCCGGAAAUGCAAAUAGCAGGCCUGGGGACUCGAUUACAGGGCCACAGCUGGCUGAGGGGUGGGAUUGAGGGGAAGAAGGCGCAUCAGUGGCAAACGUAGGAGAGGAGCUUUCUGUCCACCCUGCCUGUCCCAUCUGCCAGGUGGGUAGAAAUCCUCACUGCCAGCCCCUCUUAAACAAGUGGACAACUCAGCCCCAGCACCGCCUCACUCCAGCACCCAGUGCAACACCUGGCAAGUGGCAGCCUUCAAUAAAUCUAUAGUAAACAGACA